AGAGAGAGAGAGAGAGAGAGAGAGAGAGAGAGAGGAGCGCUCUCAGAAACAGAAAGGUACACAGAAAAGAGAGUGGACGACAUAAAGUGAGAGAAGCAGAAGGAGGACGGUGUCUGCUGAGAGCAUCUCUUCACUCCUACACGGAUCUUAAAAGUCUACACUUUACUUUAUCCUCCAGAGAGAGAGAGAGAGAGAGACAGAGAGAGAGAGAGAGAUUACAACUUUGGUAAAGAGGCUUUUUUUUUCAUUAUCAUUCAUUUUUGGGGGGAGCUGAGAGAGACGCGGUUCCUGGAAGAGUUUUUGUUCACUUUACCCCCCCCACAAAAAAAACCAAAGUCUUUCCAUCCCUCGAGAAGUUUUUAAAAAAAGUGAAGCCCUUGUUUUAGUUCCUGGGCUCGGCUUCACUUUUUUCCACGUGUCCCACGGUGUCCACAGCUUCUGACAUAAACGUGACACCUUGAGAUUUUUUUUUUUUUUUUUUGUUGCUUGCUUGCCUACAAAGUUUCAGACUUUUUUUAACUUCAUUUUAAGUCAUUGACCCACAAACGAGACCAAAAAAUGAGAUUCCAAACAUCAGGACAGUCCCCAGCCUUGUGUGACUGUUGUCCUCAAUGCUUACAUUAAAGCAGAGCCGGUUCUGAUGGUUUCAUCUGCUGAGGUGUGAGAGUGAAGAGCACCGCUCACCUGGAGCAUCUCUCUCUUUUUUUGGUGUGUUUUUUACGCACAGAAACGCCACUUUGUGACUAUUUUUAAAGAUAGAGAUCCAAACAGAAUCGCACUCCACACAGUUCAUUCAUUCUGGAAACACAACAACCUCGGAGCAUUGCGCUUUUACGCACAAAAAAAACCCCCCAAAAAAGAACUUUUCACAUCCACAUCUACCCAUUUUAGUCGCGACUGAACUUUCUCCAGCUUUUCUGAAAAAGUCCCUCCAGAGCUCCAGAGACCCCGCCGGGCUCUCCAUCACCAUGCUGUUCGACACCUUCGACCUGGUCUCGGCUCUGGCCACCCUGGCCGCCUGCCUGGUGUCCAUGGCUCUGCUCCUCGCCGUCUCCCAGCAGCUGUGGCAGCUCAGAUGGACGGCCACCCGGGAUAAAAACUGCAAGCUGCCCAUGCCCAAAGGAUCCAUGGGAUUCCCCUUCAUCGGAGAGACCUGCCACUGGCUCCUGCAGGGUUCGGGCUUCCACGCGUCGCGGAGGCAGAAGUACGGCAACGUGUUCAAGACCCACCUGCUGGGCCGCCCUCUGAUCCGGGUGACGGGCGCCGAGAACGUGCGCAAAGUGCUGAUGGGCGAGCACACGCUGGUGACGACGGACUGGCCCCAGAGCACCGCCACGCUGCUGGGGCCCAACUCGCUGGCCAACAGCAUCGGAGACAUCCACCGCAAGAGGAGGAAGGUGUUUGCCAAAGUGUUCAGCCACGAGGCUUUGGAGUCGUACCUCCCGAAAAUCCAGCAGGUCAUCCAGGAGAGCCUCCGAGUGUGGAGCUCCAACCCUGAGCCCAUCAACGUCUACAGGGAGAGCCAGAGGUUGUCCUUCACCAUGGCGGUGAGGGUGCUGCUGGGAUUCAGGGUGUCAGAGGAGGAGAUGAGGCAUCUGUUCGCAACCUUCCAGGACUUUGUUGACAACCUGUUCAGCCUGCCUAUAGACCUGCCGUUUAGCGGCUACAGGAAGGGUAUCCGUGCACGAGACACCCUCCAGAAAAGCAUAGAGAAGGCCAUCAGGGAGAAGCCGUUGUGUUCCCAGGGGAAGGAUUACAGCGACGCGCUGGACGUCCUGAUGGAGAGCGCCAAAGAGAACGGCACCGAGCUCACCAUGCAGGAACUAAAGGAGUCGACUAUCGAGCUGAUCUUUGCUGCCUUCGCCACCACGGCCAGUGCCAGCACCUCACUCAUCAUGCAGCUCCUCCGCCACCCUCCCGUCCUGGAGCGCCUGAGGGAGGAGCUGAGAGCCAGGGGUCUCCUCCACAAUGGCUGCCUUAUGCCAGGAGAGCUGAGGCUGGACACCAUCGUGAGCCUCAAGUACCUGGACUGUGUCAUCAAGGAGGUGCUGAGACUCUUUACGCCGGUCUCAGGGGCCUACCGAACCGCCAUGCAGACCUUUGAACUUGACGGAGUGCAGAUUCCAAAGGGCUGGAGUGUGAUGUACAGCAUCCGUGACACCCACGACACCUCAGCUGUCUUCAAGGAUGUGGACGCCUUCGACCCAGACCGCUUCAGCCAGGAGCGGGGAGAAGACAAAGAGGGACGCUUCCACUAUCUGCCCUUCGGCGGUGGUGUCCGGUCCUGCCUGGGCAAGCAACUCGCCACCCUCUUCCUUCGCAUCCUGGCUAUUGAGCUGGCCAGCACCAGUCGUUUCGAGCUGGCCACCCGGCAGUUCCCCCGGGUGGUCACAGUACCAGUGGUCCACCCUGUCGACGGGCUGAAGGUCAAGUUCUACGGCUUGGACUCCAACCAGAACGAGAUCAUGGCCAAGUCGGAAGAGCUGCUGGGAGCGACUGUUUGAAGGGCAGAUAGUUGACGAGUAGGGGGGGGUGAGUGAUCGAAGAAGUCUUUAGGGAGAAGAUUGAAGGAAGGAAAGAAAGAAUUUCAGAGUUAUUUUUUCUUCUCCACCUUUGCUCUGCCAAGUUGGAGGUUUCUUUUCAGACUAAAAGAAAAAAGCAGAAGUCUUCGUUUCUUGUUACACCUGUUGAUGAUCGGGACUUUCCUCUGAGAAAGGAAGAAGCUGCCAAAAAAGUUCUUAAUUAUGCUCUAUUCUGUGUAUUUUUUUUUUUUAAAGAAAUAUACAAACAAAGUGUAUGUACAAAAAAAGCUAUGUAAUAUAAUUUGAAAGAGAAUGGUGGGUAGUGCACAAUGGGAGAAAGAGAAGUAUGGUGGUACUUUUGGUGAAAUGAAGUGAAAAGUAAAAGUAAAGACGGAUGCGGAAGGAAGGCGAGAUGGAUGAAACAGGGUAUAGGAUGAAAGAAUAUGAUAUUUUAGCAUUUUGCUUGUGCUUAAUCAAAUGCAGUGAACCAUUUCAGUUGUCUAGCAGGGUAAAAGAGAUCGAUAUAUAGACUGAUAGUUCUAGAUUUUCCAGUCACAUUUGAUGAUUUUUGAGCCAGAAUUUCCCCCGCCCCUCCGAGAUUAAACUCAUGUCUUCUGCAUAUUUGAGCGAAAUUUGAAAGAAUGACAUUCAACAGUGGUGGCAUUGUGUUUUCCAUCAAAGGUCCAUCAUGAUUCACUUCCAUUCAUUUCAAUUGUUUACGUACAAGUUUACAAAUGCAGUCAAAUGAUCGUAGCGCAUUGGGAAGCUCUUCUUCUCUGCUACCCACUGAUUUCCCAUAUGCAUUGACUCAAAUGUUGCCCAUAUUUAUAAGAUACACAGUAAUCGUGUUGAUGUUUGAACUCAGAUGGAGAGUAGAAAUUGCGGUGAAUAAGCCUUGGCUUUUUUUGAUAUAUAGCUCUGACUGACUGCACGUAAAUAAUGUCACUGACUCACUGUUGUAGUUUCAGAGUUGGACCAAUUACGUUUUUUGAAAAUCAGUCAAUUACUUUGCCUUCAGUCCACAUAAACAAGACGAUAUCAGGGGUUUCCAAUAACACAUACGCCCACUUGAAUUAUUAAAAUGACCUUCUGCAACCAAUUUUGUUCCCCCUCCACCAAGGAAGCAAUUUCAAGGGUGCAAGUAGAAUCAUUGGCACCACAAAAGAUAAAAGUCACUAAAUCAAAGUCAAUAUGUUAUGAUGGCCAGAUCUGCUUUGUAAGCUCUAUGAACCUGUGCUUUGAUACAUAAACUACACUUUUAAGUUGCAUUGAGAUUGUACUCUCUGGGACGGUGACUUCAUACCGCAAAGAGGAUACAAUAAAGGACUCGCUCUGACAAAGCGGCGAGGCUCCCUGAGCUGCAGGAGGAGAAAAGACAGAGGGGUUGAGGUGGAGGUGGAGAGGAGAAGACCUACAUACAUGCUGCUUGAGUGUUGCUUUGUCGUUCUGUGUUCGUCUAUUUGUGUGCUGUUUUUUUUUUCCCCGUCUCCAUGGGGCAGACAUUUUGAGUUGCGUGGAGAAGGUGACAUUUUGUCUUGCUGCUCCUCCAAUCAACGCUAAGAAUGCAAAACAAAAUUAAAUUCCAUGGUUUUUAGCUGUAAGAGAUUUAUUGUUUGAGGUGAUUGCACAAUCAGAACUCUCAGAGCUUUGUGUGUUCCAUAAUUGGAAUCAGACUUUGUUCUUGUAUCACAUAUAUUGUCAGCUUCUGCAAAGGAACUCUGGGACCUGUUAGCGGAACUCUUGGACAUUCUAGAAUCCCUCGAUGGAAUUCUAAGUUCCGCAUCGAAGCUUGAGAGAGAAGGACCAAUGAGUUUUCAGGGGAGGGCAGGGCUUUUCUUAUUGGACGAUUCCAAUAGCAUUCCAGAUGGAUUCUGCCUGUGCUAGACAUUGCUCACUCUUUCUACCAACCACACCACUGAUUUCUUCAUGAUAAAAAAUAUAAAAAUUGAAUUAUUUUGCUGCUUUUCUUGUGUACAUUUUCUAAUUCAGAGUUCUAGAUUGCUAUAGUUUGUAUUGAGUGAGAUUUGCUAUUUCUUUCCCUUUAUAUAUAUCUCUAUAUAUCUAUAUAUAGAGAUAUAUAUAUAUAUAUAUAAUUCAGCUGAUUAAAAUAUUUGCCUGCAAAAAGAGCAUUAAUAGAUUAUAGUAUAUAUUAAUUUGUACAAUAUUCCUUUCUUUAGCAAGCCAUGGGAAAAAUCAGCUAUCUACGUCUACUAAUAACCUAAUAUUAAUGUUAUUGUACGAUUAAUAUUGUUGUUAUAAGAUAUUUGAAAUGCUAUUUUUUAUUCUAUUACAGAUUUAGAGUUUUUAGCCUAAAUGAGAAGGUCUUUGAUAAAUAUUGGAUGUAUUUAGAAUGUUAUGUAUUUCAGUUAUAUUGUAAACAGUGUUUAAAAUGUUAAUAUUGUUGAUUUGAUUACUGUAAUAAUUAUUAUUUGUUUUGUUAUUCAGACUUAUUAUCACUGCAUUUUAUUUGAUAUUAAUUAUGGAAAACAGAAAGCACUUGCGAGGUAUGUCUAUUCUAAGUGCCAUGCGACUACACUUCCUCUUCCUCUCACCUGUUGGUCUCUCUGAACUUGUCUUAUGUCAUUCUGUACAUAAUAUUUGUAUUUCAUUUUACAGGGAAAAAUGCUCCUUUAGUUUGAAUAUGAAUGUCUUGGUCUACUUUCCUUCUUUUCUUUUUUGUUACCGUGAUUGUUAAAUGUACUCCUGUAAUAAACUAUAAAG
Anoplopoma fimbria (sablefish) is the source of this 5243-nucleotide messenger RNA. It is a transcript of the gene cyp26b1, whose product is annotated as cytochrome P450 26B1. Gene Ontology annotation, molecular function: oxidoreductase activity, acting on paired donors, with incorporation or reduction of molecular oxygen; monooxygenase activity; iron ion binding. The coding region runs from base 969 to 2504 and encodes 511 amino acids. The transcript has 7 exons. NCBI's taxonomy places the organism in Eukaryota, Metazoa, Chordata, Actinopteri, Perciformes, Anoplopomatidae. Gene Ontology annotation, biological process: sterol metabolic process. The record is from RefSeq and is a predicted model, not a curated record.